AUGUUGCUGGGUAAUCACGGAACCAUGUCGACUCUCGGCGGCACCACCGUUGACAGAUUUGAAAGGGAGAGAAGGGAGAUGGAGCGUCAAAAAGCGGCCCUAAACUUUUCCCAUUCCCAUGCGGACGGUCUAGAUGCACCCCAACUCACCCAUGCCACUGGGACCACGACGGAUAGGGCAUCGACAUUCCCUAUCCGGAAAGAGCCGGCUGGGUCUGAAGAGGUUCCGUCAACUAAUCUUCGACGGGCAGAAACACGUUACUCCCUCGGGCCCGAGAAAAUGUGGUCAAUUGGCGCAGAUGAUUUGGAUGGUGAUCAAGAUGGACAUGUGGAGAAGUCUGUUGCCAAGGCCUUGUCAAAAGCCGAGCCUAACAAUCGGAGCCGCAAGACUAGCCACACUCUAGGCUUUUUCCGGGAAGCCCUUCCUGAGGAGAAGGCAAAGAAGAAGGAUACGAAGGCGACGAGCCACACCCGAGACAGGCCGGCUACGAGGUCGCAAACUCUAAGUUCUGGAAAAGAUGUCAUCUUUGAAGAGCAGGGCCCCGCCGCAGAGUCUGUCCUCGACGGGGUAACCGCCAAGGCUAUAAACGGCAGCGAGGCAGCGGCUUUCUGCCCUGCGGAGCAGGCCCCUCUCUCUAACGCAUCCAAGUUUAUCGAAGGGAUGAAACCUCCAGCUAAUCCUCAAGGAGAUACUCACGACCAGAAGCUGAAUGGCUCGCCCCCAGGGGAUCAGCCCUCGAUGGGUGAUGUGAAUAUGAAAUUGCGUCUACCUGGCGAGACUGAGGCAGGCGAGCCGGAGCCUGAAGAUAGCACGCCACCCCCGACCCCGCCGACCCAGAAGGCGAGUCUUAACCACCGCCACGGCAAGACGUCUACCGAGCGUGGCACUUCGCUGCUCUCUGAUGGGCCCAUGGCUAUUGAUGAACCCGAGCAUGUUGCGCCGCGUGAUCCAUUAGAGGCUAUCGAACUCAUUCCGUAUAAACACCAAGUAGGUGGUCAUACGACCAUCUGGCGAUUUUCCAAGCGAGCAGUCUGCAAGCAACUCAACAACAGGGAAAAUGAAUUCUACGAGACUGUUGAGCGAUAUCAUCGUGAUCUUCUCUCGUUCCUACCGAGGUAUAUCGGAGUCCUGAACAUCACGAGCGCUGGACCGACCCGGGAUGGAUAUGCGGACGAGGAGUUGGGGGCGACCAUGGUCAACAAGAAGCUUCGGAACGAAGUAUUCAAUGAUGCUUUCUUGAAGCAGCCGGUUGCCGUACAGAAGCACCGACGGCCCCACCGACGGCCGCCUGUUCCACGACCUUCUGGCGUUCCCAACCAUCCACCGCUGCGACCAGCCAACUCGGAUUCCCGCCUCGCAAGCCUGGAGCGUCAAGGAGUGGCCCUAGAGACGGAAGGCAUUGCAUCGGACCAACCGCCCGCCCCUUUCCCGGCGCCGGCAGGUUCGAAUCUGCGGUUUGAACUAGGCCAACCGUGUGAAAUGGAGGGUGUGAUUUCUAGGAGUCUCAAAGACGAAGUCAAGGAUGUCACGGGAACGAGCGCACCCGAGCCAGAGACAAUGGUAGACAAAGUGAUGUCGCAGAAGCGCAAGCGCCGUUACUCAGGAGCGGCCUCCGUCGGAAGCCACAGGGGGACGAAGCCGCUCGCUAUCCCCGAUACAUCUGGCUUGGUUGGCCCGCGACCCAACGACUUCGAAUUUGUGCAGUCGCCAACGGCACUUCAAGCGGCGGAGCACGAACCUGGGUUCAAAAUUCCCAGGCCCAUCAACCCCAAGGAGGCCCAAACCCAGCGGGAUUCGCGCGUCGAGUACUUUCUUCUACUAGAAGAUCUAACGGCUGGAAUGAAGCGGCCGUGCAUCAUGGACCUAAAGAUGGGAACACGCCAAUAUGGAGGGAGGAGGCUUAAGGCCGGUGCAGAGUUCCAGGAGGCGCUCACUCGAUUCUUGUACAACGGACUUGAUUAUUACAGCAUCUUGAAGCACAUACCUACGAUUCUGCGCAAGCUAGAUGAGCUUCAACGAAUCGUAAGGGGUUUGCGGGGCUAUCGCUUCUACGCUGCUAGUCUUUUGAUGUUUUAUGAUGGAGACACAUCAUCAGAGGCGAGCGAUUACGACACUGGAAUCGAUGAUUCGACAACAGAUGCGGCGACUGACGCGGAGGACGCGCCCGUGUUUAGACGCCGGAAGAAGAACAAGCGAGAGGUAGACUUCAAGAUCGCAGACUUUGCCAACAGCAUCACGGCGGCGUCGGACGUUCAAGACAGGCCGUGUCCGCCGCAGUUCCCAGAGGACCCGGACGGAGGGUUCCUCCGUGGUUUGUCGACGCUAAAGACGUAUUUUCUCAAGAUUCAGAGAGACACACGCGCGGAACUUGGCAUCGAGCCUUUGGCGCGAGGUUCGAAAUUAGAAGAGAUGUCCCUCGACGACGAGGACGAGGGAUUCGUUAGCGAGUGA
Parascedosporium putredinis is the source of this 2451-nucleotide messenger RNA. The record is from the annotation of a GenBank genome assembly. Lineage: Eukaryota; Fungi; Ascomycota; Sordariomycetes; Microascales; Microascaceae.